Molecule: messenger RNA, 2689 nt
Organism: Mizuhopecten yessoensis (Yesso scallop)
Lineage: Eukaryota; Metazoa; Mollusca; Bivalvia; Pectinida; Pectinidae
Product: cryptochrome-1-like
Exons: 13
Coding region: 174-1823 (549 amino acids)
Biological process (GO): circadian regulation of gene expression; entrainment of circadian clock by photoperiod
Cellular component (GO): nucleus; cytoplasm
Molecular function (GO): FAD binding; DNA binding
Source: RefSeq, a predicted model, not a curated record
UCGAGGAAAGUCCAUCUAUUGGCGUUGCACGUUUUGCCUUGAUUGUUUCCAUAAUUUGAUUUGACAGAAGACACAGAGACCGCUACCAGGCUCGAAUACAGAGGAGUCACCAUUGAUCUCCACCUGGUCCAUAACCUAUCGCAUCCAAACAGCCCUCAAGGUCAAAUUAAAGAAUGGAUGAACACUCACAAAAACAAAAAAACGUUGCUAUCCAUUGGUUCAGGAAUGGACUUCGUAUACACGACAACCCAGCUUUGUGUGAUGCAUUAGAAAAUUGUGAUGAGUUUUAUCCCAUUUUUAUCUUUGAUGGGGAAGUUGCAGGGACGAAAUUCUCUGGAUUUAACAGAAUGCGCUUUUUACAUGAAAGCCUUGAAGAUCUGGACAAUACUUUUAAAAAGAAUGGAGGCCGAUUAUAUACAUUUCAAGGAAAGGCAAAAGAUGUGUUGAAAGGAUUGUUUCAAGAGUGGAAUGUGACACGCUUGACAUACGAAGCAGAGGUGGAGCCAAUCUGGGAGGAUAGGGACAUGGAGGUUGAGGAAUUGUGUCAGGAAAAGGGGAUAGAACUCAUCUCUAGGAUAUCUCAUACCCUGUGGAAUCCCUCCGAUAUCAUAAACAAUAAUGGAGGCACUCCACCAGUCACCUACAACCAUUUUGAGCUGACCACCUCCUUGCUUGGUCCCCCUGACCGUCCUGUCCCUGUUCCUAAACUGAGCAAGGUCAAUAUGCUGGUGUAUGAUAACUUCGACGAGAAGUUUGCUCUACCCAGCGUCAAAGAACUAGGAUAUGAACCUGAGUGUAAGGAGCAGACUGAGCGCAUCAAUAACUGGCUGGGUGGAGAGACUAAGGCCCUGCAGCUGCUGGAGGAGCGACUCAAGAAUGAAAGGGAGCCUAUUAUUGAUGGCAUCAUGCUGCCCAAUCAGUUCUUGCCGGAUCUAGUCAGUCCCCCGACCAGUAUGAGCCCUCAUCUACGGUUUGGCUGUGUGUCUGUCCGGACUUUCUACUGGGGUAUACAUGACCUUUACAAGGAGAUCCAUGGUGACAAGAAAGUGCCUGUGUCACUGACUGGCCAGCUAGUGUGGCGAGAGUACUUCUAUACCAUGUCAGUUAACAACCUGAACUACGACAAGAUGAAGGCAAACCCAAUCUGCCUGGACAUUGGCUGGGAUGAGGAAAACGAAAAACUGCAAUCAUGGGUCAUGGGUAAAACAGGAUAUCCGUGGAUAGAUGCAGGAAUGAAUCAGCUUAGGACAGAGGGCUGGUGUCACCAUGUGGUCCGUCAUGCUGUGUCCUGCUUCCUCACCCGCGGUGACCUCUGGAUUAGCUGGGAGCUGGGCUGCAAGGUGUUUUUUAAGUACCAGCUUGAUGCUGAUUGGUCAGUUUGUGCUGGUAACUGGAUGUGGAUGUCAAGCUCAGCGUUUGAGAAAGUGUUGCAGUGCUCUACAUGUUUCUGUCCUGUAGGGUACGGCAGACGCAUGGAUCCAAAGGGACUGUAUGUGAGACGAUACGUACCUGUUUUGAAGGACAUGCCAUUACAGUACUUGUUUGAACCGUGGAAGGCUCCCUAUCACAUACAGGAAAAGGCUAAGUGUAUCAUUGGAAAAGACUAUCCACGACCGAUUGUGGAUCACAAGGUAGCCUCCAAGUACUGCCGCAACAAGAUGAUGGAAGUUCACAGACGACUUGCUACCUCGAGUCCUAUUCCCCACUGUGCUCCAUCAAAUUCCAAGGAAGCAAGUCUGUUCUGCUGGUUACCAGAAUUGGAGGUUUCGUCGCUGUGUAAUCAUACAGAACACUUGGUGCCAGAGCAGAAAUCUCGUACAUAAGUGUCAUAAAGGCGCGAGACCCAGGGCCUGUUCGUUUAUGCAGAUCAAUUGGUUUGAUCAUUUUAAAAUAUAACAUUUUCGGGUAUAAAUCCUGGCAGACUAUAGCAAAUGUUUAUGCAGGCCUUGCAAGGCUUUGUCAAGGCUUGUCUUAAAGCAGCAUCAGAUUACUAGGUCUGACCUUAUUUAAUAAACGAACGACUGUGGUCCAACCGGUUCAUCUGUUUAAAACGAAAACGGCCCCAUUCAUCUGUAGUGUCAAUAACUCGGACCCAAUUAUCACUGUUGUGCCAAUUCCCUUUGUUGUGUGUAUGUGAUUACUGAAUGUGUUCAAGGACUAAAUUUCAGUGUAGGAGUUUCCGACCCAAUUAUCACUGUUGUGGCAAUUCCCUUUGUUGUGUGUAUGUGAUUACUGAAUGUGUUCAAGUACUAAAUUUCAGUGUAGGAAAUUCUGACCCAAUCAUUGCCGGUGUGCCAAAUGUUGUGCUAUUGUGUGUACGCCAUCUUUUGUUUGAAUGUAAAAAUGUUUCUUUUAGGAGCUUUAUCAGAGCACAAAAUACUGUAGAUUGUUUUAUGAUGGAGACUAUCAAUCAGUGCCGUAAACUUAUCUUGUUUUGCAUUUAUUUUAUUAACAUUUGAUAGCGGACAGAUUUCCUACAAGGUUACAUUUUACCAUAACCAUGCAUCGAAAACACUUCAAGGAUCCAGUAAUGGUAAAAUAGGGAGUGGGCUUCUUUCCAGGUGUGGGCAUUAUAAAUAGUAAUAACGGUUGUUAGAACUAAGCAUUAUUAGUUUAUUUCUACAUUUUAUUAGGUCACCUGAGCUUUAGCUUCUCUUCCCCCAGAAAAAAAAAUAACUAGGGGGGAAAG